This is a messenger RNA of Girardinichthys multiradiatus, 937 nucleotides long. It is a transcript of the gene malsu1, whose product is annotated as mitochondrial assembly of ribosomal large subunit 1. NCBI's taxonomy places the organism in Eukaryota, Metazoa, Chordata, Actinopteri, Cyprinodontiformes, Goodeidae. Bases 96 to 815 code for a protein of 239 amino acids. The transcript has 4 exons. Gene Ontology annotation, cellular component: mitochondrion. Gene Ontology annotation, biological process: negative regulation of translation; negative regulation of ribosome biogenesis. Gene Ontology annotation, molecular function: ribosomal large subunit binding. The record is from RefSeq and is a predicted model, not a curated record.
CCAAUCAGAAUCCAAGGACAAGAUCCACUUCCUGUUUUUACUGCUCGUGGAUAACAUUAACAGAGAGCGACAGUUUUGUUCUUAGCUUCAAAAUCAUGAGUUUUAUGUGUAGAUUCAGGAUACUGAUAUCAUCAGUUUGUAGGAAAAGUAGUUUAUUAGAUGACUCGGCUAUGUCUAGAUGCCUCAGUAUGUUUUCCAAAGCUCGGUGCCACAGACUUCCUGUUGAGUUAUCCUCAUGUCAACAACACUGGCGUCAGGGAGCGUCUCCUAGGUGUCUCUUUGAGUCAAAAAGACGUUAUACAGACCGAGGUGAGAGCAGACUUACAGAAAGAACGGAGAAAUUCGAAGAGCAAACCGAUGAGAUGGAGGAUAACAGGAGGACCAUCAACUCCCAGAACCAGGGAUUUUCCGAGACGUUCAACCUCGACGUCCUGGUCUCUCUACUGCGUCAGGAAAAUGCUGUGGACCUGUGUGUGAUUAAAGUGCCGGAUCAUAUCCAAUAUGCAGAGUACUUUAUUGUUGUCAGUGGUGUAUCACCAAGACAUCUCCGCGCCAUGGCUCUUUAUGCCAUCAAAGUGUACAAGUUUCUGAGGAAAGAUGGAGAACUACAUGUCAAGAUUGAAGGCAAGGGUGCAGAUGACUGGAUGUGUGUUGACUUUGGUAACAUGGUUGUUCACCUCAUGCUGCCUGAGACCAGGGAAGUGUAUGAACUGGAGAAACUGUGGACUCUGCGUGCCUACGAUGAGCAGCUGAGGAAAAUUCCUUCAGAGAUGCUUCCAGAAGACUUCGUAUUUGAUGCCGAGCUCACAAAGUGACUGUAUAUUUAAACAGAACCAGUAGUUAACUAAUUCAAAUGGACAUUCAGUGUUUUCCUCAUUUUUUUCAGUGAUUGGUUAGUGCAUUUGCUUUUGUUUUAAAUAAAAAAAAAUGAAAAGGA